Molecule: messenger RNA, 1584 nt
Organism: Bursaphelenchus xylophilus (pine wood nematode)
Lineage: Eukaryota; Metazoa; Nematoda; Chromadorea; Rhabditida; Aphelenchoididae
Source: the annotation of a GenBank genome assembly
AUGGUUAAGGGUUUGAAUCAGUCAGGUGAGGAGGGAUGGCCUUGUGCUUCGAUUACAAUCAGAUUAUCAUCAAUCUGACUACUCCAGGCAGCUGAUGAUUCUAAAAAAUAUUUAUAGUAAAAUUCAAACUAUUGUGCCUUCGUCAAAUUUAACUUUUCCAGGUACUCUGGAAGCGUACCCCUCGUUAAAAGAGCCAGAUCCAGGGAUUUUUGUGAUCGCCGGAAUAUUUCUGGUAUGUUUUGUGGUGGGUGUAUGCGGAAACGCGUCCACCUUGACGAUUAUCUUGGACAUGGGUACUCCAAAGAAAACCAAGAAACUCCGGGAAACUCCUCAAGACAGCUUUCGGGUUUACGUCGCGUCGCUGUGCAUCGUGGAUACCUUGAUGUUGCUGAGUCUUCCUUCAAGUAAGCGCUUUUAAUACCAUUCAGUUUGACCAUUUCUCCCACGUAGGGUUCAUGCCCGUGUUAUCCUUGGGCCGACGUACUUUUGAAGUUGUUUAUUUACUUUCGCCUUGAUUUAGCCAUCGUUGAUUCGUUAAUUGGCUUCUGGAUAUUUGGAACGGCGGUCUGCAAAUUUCAUCACUUCUGUGGGUCGGUCGGCAGAAUCGCCUCCACUCUGGUGGUAAGUCCCUCGGGGAAUGGUCGAUAAACAACAAACUCUAGAUUACGUCAAUGAGCAUCGACCGUUAUCUUGUCGUCGUGUCCCCACAGAAACUGAAUCAGAGGUCGCGUCGGACCACCUUGAUUAUCAUGAUGCUGUUAUUUGCAUCCGCAUCAUUGCUGCUCUUGCCAUUAUUAGUAUGUUGUAUUGGGUGUUGCUUCUGUAACUGCCCGUUUAUACAAAGGGUCAAUUUUAGAUCUUUGCCAAAGCUCAGAAAGUUUUGCUAUUCGAAUCCGAGACCAAAGACGGGCAUCCCGUGCAGAUAAGGAUAUUCAAAUGCCUUGACAAUAUGCCCACAAACUUGUUGUUCUGGUUCACGGGAUCCACUUUCUUCUUUGGAUACUUCUGUCCGAUUAUUGUCAUCACGUUCUUCAACAUAUUACUCUUGGUCAAAUUACGGUAAGAGAGACUUGAUCUAAAUCAUCCUUUCCCAGAAGCCAUCAACAGAAGAUGUCGACCAAAAGCAUCAUCCCCAUGCGGAGAGUGACCAUCUACAUCAUGAGCAUUGCUUUGUUCUACUUCCUUUGCUGGACUCCUUACUGGAUGAGUGUCCUUUACGUGAGUUACGUGGACCUGUUCGAGUCAAGGACCAUCAAGACUCUAACCAACAAGUCGGAACACAUUAUGUUCCUGGUCUACUGUGCUCACAUAUUCCCCUACAUAAACACGGCCCUUAAUUGGCUUUUAUACGGGCGAUUGGCGCGGAAUUUGCGGGGGAAUCGAGCAGAGAAUACCCAAGCAGCAUCCAAUGGGGGGACCAGUCUCAUCAAGAAUGGAGAAUACGAAUCCAACUCCAAACGAGCACACGAUCACAACAAAACUCUCAAGUUCGACAACAAUAAUCUCGACCCGAAGCUGAUCCAUCCGCUGACAAAGAACUGCGAGGAUUUUUCUCUCGACUACCGAGAAUCCGAAUACACAUGA